UUUACAAUAACCCUAGCUUGAAACAGAUGAGGGCUCGCUCUCCCUUCUAUCCCUGAUCUCCCUCGUCUCUCUCCAUAGCUACCUCUUCAACCUCCACCGUCGCUUCCUCUUCAACCUUUAACCAUCCCUUGUUCUAGGUUGCACUCACCUCAGAUCUCUGAUCUCAGAUCUCAGAUCUCAACCUUUCAACCUUUCACCCUCCCUUCUUUCGGAUCUCAGAUCUGCCGUCGAUGCUGCUCAUUGCCACUGGUCUACUACACUCCUUCACGCCGCCGACGGCUCUUUCUCGCCGUUGCUACUCAGCUUCUUUGAGGGGAUAUUUGAAUUGGGAUUUAUGUUGCAGACCUAAAAUUAUUUGUCGCCUUCCCCCAAAAAUUGUUGGGAUAAGGUUUUGUGUGUCAGUAUAUAGAAGCGAUCCGUCCUCUCUGCAUCUGUUAUUAUAUUUUGAGCCAUUAAGUAUUGCUUUUGAGACCCUACAGGCCAUUUUAGUGCAUGGAUUUCAGUUCCUUGACAUAUGGCUUCCUCAUUCAGCUUGCAACAGUAGUGAUUGCCAAAUGCCUAAACUGUUUAAUACACUAACAGCAGAAGGAAACGCCACUAGGUUUGGCCACACGAUUUGCUCACCCAGGUGGUUUUCUUCAAUUCUUGCUGCUAGCUACUUUACUUUGAAAGCUUCAAGUUUUAAUAUUUAUUGGGAAAGAAAAAAGAAGAAAAAUUAUUAUUUGAAAGAGGUGGUCUCUAAGGUUGGGCUAUUGGUGGUUUGUGCUCCAACACCAUCGGAGAAGCUUGAAUUGUGAAUUAUUGGAGCUUUGGAUUAAUUGUUGGUGAUUGGAGGCUUGGUUUGGACACAAAUUUGGUGUAUAACACAUAUUGGAAAUCGACCAAAGUGUGGUUUCGAUUUUCUCUAUGUAAUAUGUAAUAUUUCUGGACACUUAGGCUAGUGGACCUUAGGAUAGGAUUAGAUUAAUUGUUGAUAAUUGUUGAAAUGAGGUUGUUGUUUAUAAAGGGUGUUGAUUUGGAGUUAAUGUUGUAUGAUGAUGAAUUAUCGAUGUUGAGCUAUAAUUGGUGGUGGAUGACUAUUAUGAUAAUGAUGGGUGGUAAGUGAUGAAUUUAUGUAUGAGAAAUUAUUGAUGUGGAUGUUGUUGCAUAUUGUUUGAAAGAUUUAUUGUGGAAAGGAUGAAAAUGUGAAUUGUAGGUUGUGGAAUGAAUUGGAACGUAUAUGAAUAUAAAUUAGAUAAAUUAGGACUGGUUUGGAUGUAGAGCAAUUGUUUUUGAAUUGAGAGAUUUGGUGAAAUUAAGGUUUUAAGGUUUUUGGUAAAAACAGAUUUUGGGCCAAUUUUGGCAGAUCAUAUCUUGAGUAACAGUUUUUGAAAUUGAUUAAAUUUUGUAUCAAAUUAAAGAUAAUUCAAAGAGUUUUAAAAAUGUAUAGAUUUUGUAGAAAUAAGAAUUUUGUAAAAAAAGAUACGAUCGUUGGAAGUUUGUGUCAAAAAUCUUAUUUCUGUGAUGUUGCAGAAAUUGUGAGUUCUGGUUUGUGUGGGCACGCCCACUGUUGUGUGCAUGCUCUGAGCAGGGGCCAUGUUUUUACUUGUGCGUAUGCACACCCUGUAAAAUUUUGAAUACAUGUGUACGCACACCCUUGUGCGCACACACACAGAGGGAUAUGCCUACUGUUGAGAGCGUUAGCACACUCUGGUGCGCACACACACCUUGCGAAAUUUACAAGUUGUGCGUACGCACAUGCUGGGAAGUGCCUUCUGUUGAGAGCGUUUGCACAUAUUCAUGCGUGCACACAAAAUGAAAAAUUUUACCUUCUGUGCGUAUGCACACCUCUAUGCAUACACACACUUUGAGAAAACUCUUCUGAGAGUGAGUACGUACAACUCAAUGCGUACACACACUGCCCUGUUUUUUUUAAGAAAACCUUGUUUUUAACUGUUUUACCUUCCCGGCAAGCUUGUCAACUUCCGUAAAGCUUACCUAGGGUGUCUUAACUUAUUUUUAGGCUUUCAAACAUAGAGAAUACCAUAAGUAAGUUAACUAGAUCAUUUUAGGUAUAAAGUUUAGAAGACGGAGUCUUAGAAUUUGGAGUACUGAGGGUGGAUUAGUUGAGUUAAGUGGUAGAGUACUGUAAAGACGAUUGGUAUGUUGAAAUUAUGGAGUUGUAGAUUUGAUGAUGUUUGAGACAGAGUCUAGGAUUCGGAUUAGACUGAGUACUGAAAAUGAUUUCUGAAAAACCUCUGAUAUACUGUUUUAUACUGAGAUUGUUGAGACGCUAUGCGCCUGGCAAAGACGGCUGGUUAAUCCCGCUUGUCGAGGUCACGGCCGUGGCGUAAGGACGGUUGGUUUAUCCUGCUUACGUUAAAAUGUGAGGUCUGUGGCAGCGUAUCCCGCUCACAUCCUUUCGGAUCACAGGAGUGUGCCCGGCACUAUAGCUAUGGGGGUUCCUGUAUCUAUAUUUGUGGUCGAAAGGCGACAUCUCCAUGGGGAUGUGUCGGGUUGGCAGUUGAACCGACGAUGUGAUAUCAAAGUCAAAUAGGACAGGCAUUCAUCACAUGCAUAUUUUAUCUGUUUGCUUACUUUGUCGACUUGCAUUGUUUGCCUAAUUGUAUAACAUGAUUAUUUGCUUCUUGAAGUUCUUGAUAUACAUGUUUAUACUUGUACUUUACUUGCAUUGCUAUUACUUGUGUUUUUUGCUGGGAUUGAGGAGGUUCGGAAGGCGCUGGCAAUGGGAUCGCAUGGAGGUUAGGCUGGCGAAGGCUGUGGGACAUCGGUGUAAAUGUUAGAGUAGAAAAUCCCUAAGUUAGAUUUCCUUAUUUCAUUAUGGUUUUAAAAUGAUGGAUUCAAAUUUAGUUAUGCUUUAAGUUGAAUUAUGGUUGAUAUGAAGCUCUAGAAUGGCCUCUGGCAUCCCGAAGUCUUACAUCUUACAUUAUUGGACACUAUUACCAUACUGAGAACCUCCGAUUCUCAUUCCA
This is a messenger RNA of Arachis ipaensis, 2972 nucleotides long. Lineage: Eukaryota; Viridiplantae; Streptophyta; Magnoliopsida; Fabales; Fabaceae. The record is from RefSeq and is a predicted model, not a curated record.